AAUGAGCGAUUGUAUCCACCGUAGAUGUCACAAGCAGAACUGUUUAUUACAAGAAUGGACUCAAUGGGACACUUGUUCCAAACCAUGUGGCCCCGAUGGUAGACAAACAAGAAGUCGUAAAGUUCUUAUUCCAGCUUCUUGUGCUGGAAACCCAUGUGGACAUUUGUAUGAAGAACGACCUUGCAAUAGAUAUUGUGUAAAUGGUAUAUAUAAGGAUGACAUAUGUAAAUGUAAUGAUGGAUGGAUUGGAAAAUGUUGCAAUAAAGAUAUCAAUGAAUGUUUAGAUAGUACAAAAAUUUGCCACCCAAAUGUUUGUAUAAAUACAGUUGGAAGCUAUAAAUGUUCCUGUCAUGCGGGAUACGAAGAAGAGGAUGGAGCUUGUACAGAUAUUGACGAAUGUUCAGGGAACGUAUGCGAUCAAAUCUGUACAAAUACUGAAGGAAGUUAUAAAUGCUCAUGUCGUGAAGGUUACAUUCUGAAUAAUUUGAAAAGUAAAUGUAUUAUUGGUGACUUUUGUAAAAAUGGUGAACAUAACUGCGAUCAUAUUUGCGUCAGUAAGCCUGACGGUAGCUAUUCUUGUAAAUGUAAAUUGGGAUAUUACGAACAAAAUAAUUCUACAAAAUGCUUAGAUAUCGACGAAUGUUUGUUAUCUUUACAUAAUUGUAAUCAGCUAUGCAUAAAUACUCCUGGAUCGUAUAAAUGCAGUUGUAAAUCUGGCUUUAAAACGAACAAUAAUGGUUUAAAUUGCAUUGAUAUUGAUGAAUGUGCUGAUAUUUCCAUACACUGCGACUAUCAGUGUAAAAAUACACCUGGUUCUUUUGAAUGUUUAUGUCCAUCUGGCUUUAAACUAUUAUCAGAUAAGCGAACUUGUCAAGAAUUACCAGUAACAGAGAAAACUGAACAAACGACAACAGAUUCUAAACUAUCUACUGGAUAUAUUAUAUUGAUUGUAGUCAUUAUUGCGUUAAUUAUUACUACAAUAGCAAUUGGAACUGUCUGCUACAGGAGGAUAAGGCGUUAUCGUAGGGCUACUCGAACGACGAUCGGAGAGAACCCUCCACCAUAUUCUCUUUCUGAGCAAUCAGGUGUACCAUAUUGUUCUCCAGGACAUUUAGAUGUAACAUGCCCUGACUAUGUUAAUUCAGAAAAGAAAUCAACCGAAAAUAUUUAUAGUUGA
Messenger RNA from Dimorphilus gyrociliatus, 1177 nucleotides. Lineage: Eukaryota; Metazoa; Annelida; Polychaeta; Dinophilidae. The record is from the annotation of a GenBank genome assembly.